Molecule: messenger RNA, 697 nt
Organism: Boleophthalmus pectinirostris (great blue-spotted mudskipper)
Lineage: Eukaryota; Metazoa; Chordata; Actinopteri; Gobiiformes; Gobiidae
Gene: atp6v0e1
Product: ATPase H+ transporting V0 subunit e1
Exons: 4
Coding region: 127-372 (81 amino acids)
Biological process (GO): proton transmembrane transport
Cellular component (GO): proton-transporting V-type ATPase, V0 domain
Molecular function (GO): proton-transporting ATPase activity, rotational mechanism
Source: RefSeq, a predicted model, not a curated record
ACUUCCUCUGCGCUGGUGACUGGUCAUGUGAUAGGAGAGGUUUUCGUCGUGUAGCAGAAGUGAGCGCAGAAGUUGUCUUUAAAGUUUGAUAAUUGCUGACAAAUCUUCUUUUUCGCAAAUCUAAACAUGGCGGAGCUAAGUUUUGUUAUUUCCAUGUGUGUAAUGACUCUGUUUUGGGGGAUCGUCGGCGGAGUUGUACCUUGGUUCAUCCCCAAAGGACCGAACAGAGGGGUUAUUGUCACAAUGCUGGUUCUAACUUCUGUCUGCUGCUAUCUGUUCUGGCUUAUUGCAAUUUUGGCUCAACUAAAUCCACUCUUUGGACCUGCCCUGCGGACCGAUAUCAUCAUGUAUCUCAGUUAUCGCUGGCCGUAGAACAUAGAGGAUAGAAAGGUCUGGUACUGGCAGAAACCUUUUCAUCAUUCCAACUGUGCAGCCUUCAAUAAGGAUUUAUUUGUUGUGCCUUAAAUUUAUAUCCAGAAAACUGAGGCCUUAUCUCAUCGAAUGUGCUUUACAUUUGUGGAACGCAACCGACACUUUGGAAUAAGACACUGCUGUGUAUGUGUGUAUUGUUGUUAAUAUAAAUUAAAAGUUGUGACUUGUUGCUGUAAUGUACUAUAUGUGACCCUUUCAAAUGUGUACCUGCUUAGAAUGGACUCAUUGUGAUUUGUUUGUAAACUAAUAAACACAUGAAAACGUG